GUGGAUAUUGUGCCAAAUUUCGUGACUGUAUUAUAUAUCUUAUAGAAUAUAAGAUACAAAUGCUUUCUAGCUCUUGGGAGCACAUAAAGCUGAAAAUCCAGGAAAAAUCAUUUCGCAGUUCCUUCAGAGAUGAAGCUAAAGUUCUUCUUGCCAAUUGAAAGCUCGAUCUUCUUCUUCAAUUUAAAACAAACGGAUAAUUGGAAAUAAUAUUAAUGUUGUAAAAAUUUUGUUGCUUCCCCCACACUCUUUUUAGUGCUCGCGUCCUGACCCCAAAAAGACUCAUGAUAUUAUCAACAUCUGUAAGCUGGCUCAUCAGACAUUCAUCCUAAAUUCGCUCCAUAGUACGAAUCGUAUGAUGUUCUGCUUUCGUUGGGUGCACUUCUCCUGUGUCUUGCUAUGAAUCCAGCUAGGUCGAACUUUCUAAAUCUGAGAAGCAAACUUUCUUCUUAAUAUCUAGUUAUGAAGCAUCAAUUUAGAAAAAUCUAAAUUAAUGUUCGCUUACACACAGCGUAAAAUAAUCGCUGGGAAAGAUCUCCAGUUCUAAUCUCAUCAGAUUUCUAAGAUCAUUUCGUUUUUGGAUCUUGAAAUGACAUUACACAUUUCCCACACAUCCGUGCUUUAUAAUGUGGUAUCAUGAUCUGAAAGUGAUAUCAACACAUUGACCUCUCCGUGACAACCUGAAUGUCUAGCGCCUGUGUCAGACAGAAGUCGUGGAAAACUAUUAAUAGCACAGAUUUUCUGCUGUGGGAGAUGUGUUCUCACACGCCAAUCUUCCCUAUCUUGUCAAUCUGUUCGUUAUAUGUGGCGUUCUAGAUCCGGAAAGUUUUAUUAUUUUCAACAUUCCCAAGUUUGGCGUCUUUCCUCUGGAAAGGGCUGAAGCAUGUGACCUGCAAUCGUAAAUGGUCCUGUCUCUGAGCAAGCAUUAUUCGCUCAUUCUCGUUUUUGGUUGCGAAAUCCACCUGCUAAUCAGUGUGCUUAUUUUUCUGAACACGUGCUUGAGUUGCGUGAUUUGUGAAUCCUAUACUAGCACGACGAUUCCUUCAUUGAGUAAUAAAACAAGGAAAUUCUUGGUGACUAUAGUGAAUAAUAAUUGUAAAGUACCACUAAGGCCUCGUUGCUAUUGUGAUCACAUCAUUAUUACUAUACAACAACAUAGCCUAAAGAAUCUCAACGAAAGUGUCGCAGUUAAAACGUCAUAACAGUGAUGCAUGCGAUUUUCUCUAAUAUAUAUCGUACGGACUAAGGCAAUCAUAAUUCUCUAAAGCUAGUACGUUAGUUAAAGCCGAGCCAUCUACUCGGAAGGUCAGUCAAUCAGAAGUGGUCUGCUUACUGUACCAACCAGACCAGAAGUAUGCAGGAUAAUUUCGAGUCCCGAUUCAAUGUUUUUUAACUCGUCACAACGUACUGUCCAUCCACCAGCUCACAUGCAAAAUCAGAAGUGAUUAACAAGAAUAUUGACUUUCUCCUACGAUAUGCAACAUAAGGGAGUGUAAUGAUCAAUGACAGAAAUUGACUUUCGGCAAAUGAAAACAUCCAGGGUUGGUUAAAGUGCAGAAUGUGAAUUUUAGCUCUCUUGUAUCUGUGAACACUCAGCUUUGAAAGUCAUGCUGUCACGGUCAGUCAUAUUACAGCAAGUGUUUUAAGAUGGGCCAGCUUCCAUUCGACGUAACUGUAAGCUCUUGCACUGCCUUGCUGCGGUGGGUUCUUCUUGGCGGUAAGUGUACCACACUGCAGGAGAAAGCCGCGCUCCCUCUCGAAGGAAAUCGGUGCUCGUCCGGGGGGAGAAAUAAAUGUGGCGGCCAUCGAGAACAGACGGCACUUCGGUCGUACUCAACUAUCAAGAAAUUUCGAGAAUGCAAGAAGUGAUGGAGGGUAACAAUGGUUGCAUUCCUGUUUGCUCUGUCGUUCAGGACCUCGAGCAGAGGUUGAGCGGCAAUCAGGGUUCGGAAGGUGAGAGAGUGCUGCCAUGGAGACAGGUUUCCCAGCGGCCUCACAAUGAGAGUGCGUCAUCGAAAGCGAAGCUUCGAAUGAAGUUCUUGCGACACCGUUCUACUGCAUCCAGUUCUAAAGCCCCCGUUUCAAGCGCCAUCAUGCCGAUCCCUUCGUCAGCUCCGUCUUCCAAUGUGCGCGCCCGCGGAAUGCGUUUAGAAGCAAAGUCUGCAAGAGAUGAUGCAUGGUUCGACGUGGGUACAUUUCUAUCUCAUAGAGUUGGAAGAACUGGCCGCCCAGAAGUUCAUGUAAGAUUUUCGGGAUUCCGUUCGAAGGAUGACGAGUGGGUGGAUGUCAGAACCUCAUUACGAGAGAGGUCUCUGCCAUGUGAAGCGUCCGAUUGUGUUGCUAUCCUUCCUGGAGAUCUUGUUCUUUGCUUUCAGGAAAGGCCAGAUCAUGCUCUUCACUUCGAUGCGGAUGUGCAAGAGGUCAAACGAAGGAAGCACGACGCCAGAGGUUGUCGAUGUAGGUUUUUGGUCUGCUAUCGACAUGAUGGGACGUCGGAGGUUCUUCCACUAAGGAAAAUAUGUCGCAGACCAGAAGCAGAUCUUCGAUUUCACUUUUCGCAGACGAAAUCGUCUUAUGCGCAGUCGUCUGCAUGCUCGAGUUCUGAAGCGGCUAGCUCCAUCAAUGCUCCUCCUGCAUUGGAAACUUUUCCUGCACAACCACUCCCUGUUAUUUGCAUGCAAGCAGUUCACAACACUAGCGCAACAUCAGGCGCAAGUCAGCUUGUUGUGACGUCUGAGGGUAUUCCACAGGCGAUUAUAGUCAGUUAGGCAAAGCGCCGCUGGAAGAAUACUGUACAUAGAUUACAAAAUUCCAUGUGGUUUGGAACUUGUAUGGAACAGAUAUCUAGUAUUGCCCUUUUUAGACGGAAACUUCGAAGUUUUCUAUUUAGAAAACUUCGAUGUAGUUCUCGAUGAGCUGGUUCACUAAGAAAGCUAAGCCAAUAGUCAUGUAUCCGUGAAAACUUCAUUCCUGCUAGAUGUUGUCAAUGUGCGACAACAUUAUAACUUUUUCAGUGCUACUUUUUGCACAGGUAAUCAAUUGUACAUCUUGCGAUGUUUUAUAA
This is a messenger RNA of Marchantia polymorpha subsp. ruderalis, 3061 nucleotides long. NCBI's taxonomy places the organism in Eukaryota, Viridiplantae, Streptophyta, Marchantiopsida, Marchantiales, Marchantiaceae. The record is from the annotation of a GenBank genome assembly.